GGCGUGGCCUGGGGGUGUUGCGCUACAAACAGGAAGUCGCGCGCAGCUGCGCCAUUUCAGUACACAGCUCUCGAGCUGCGCCAUUUCGACUCAAACUUUUGGCUGUGCAUUUUGGGCACUUGUUUAAACUUUUCGACGAAGUUGUUCUUGUUCGAAGAACACGAAUCCAUUCACUCUUGGCUCCCGGAGCAUUUUGUUCGUCUGAGAAAUUAUCCAGUUCUCUGAGUGCUGCUGCUUCUGUGGAAGCUUUGUUUUGUCUUUGCGUUAAAGCUCGGAAGGAGGACGCCAUUUUGGACGCUUCGUCUCUCAUGUAUCCUCCAUCCAGCAGUUUUGAAAUCAUGUUGGGCGAAACGCUUGGUGUUGAACCGAGCCUGGACAACGUCGAGAACAACGAGCCGACUCUGUUCAUCUCCUGUGGACACCUGAACAAGUCCUCGAGAAGAGCUGUGCUGAAGAAAGGAGGACACAGGGUCCGAGUGCAGAGCAGGAAUGCUCAUAAUCAGGCUCAGCAGCACCACAGACAGGCGGUGGUCCUGAGGAACAACACUGCACAUUUAACCGACAUCAUCAACAAUAAUAACAACAACAACAACAGCAACAGCGAUGUUAAAUCCACAUCACAGAGCAAUAACACCGAGCUUCCGGCCAGCAGAACUGCACCCAGUGGCUCCACACACUUAAAAACACCAUCCAAGAAGGAGCUGCUGAAAUCAAAAACAGGAAGGGGAGAAAGAGGAACUCAGCCGGUUAGGCCAUCUCCACACAGCGCAGACAAACACAAGCCGUGCGCUCCCAACCUGAACACACGCGCUCAAAAGAGCAGGCACGUCAAAUACGAGAACAGGGAUAGGAAGAGGCCUCUGAGGUCAGCGGACGCUCCAAGAAACACAAACGGUGAACUCUCAUCUGAGGAUAAUCUUAAAGAUACAGAGAAGACCUACGCUGGAGCCAAGUUUAGCGAGCCCCCUUCACCGAGUGUGUUGCCCAAGCCGCCGAGCCACUGGGUGGGUGAAAACAGCCCCAAGCAUUCCGACAGCAGCCGGGAGCAGAUGUCCGUGCAUCUGAAAACCAUACUGAAGGUCCAGUCCAAGCCGUGACUCCAGUUACAAAGAACAACAACAAUAAACCCCUGGGUUUUUCAGUUUCACAGCAGAAAAAAUAGGCAUUGGAUUCUCAGGUGAAAGAAAAUUUUAGUAAAUUGGCUCCAGGCAGUCAGGAAAAAAAGAUUAUGGAACCUUGUUGCAACAGGAAGUGUUGAGUUUUGAGCGUAAUAUCAAAAAUGUCUUGCUUUUGUCUUUAGAAAGAGACCUUGUGUUAAUUUUUUUUUAAACUUGUGUAAAUGUAAAUACUGUAAGACAUGUAAUAUAUGUGUAUAUUUUUUGGAUGUUAUUUUAACAGAAGAGUAAAUCUAGUUUUGUUACUGAAGCUUAUGAUGUUUUCAUCAUGAUCUGAUGAUAUGCUCUUUGCAAGUGUACUGAUUGAGGCACAGCGAGCCGUCUCGGGACGCACAUUACAUGUGAAAGGUUUGCUUAGUUUUGCACAAGACUGAAAAACCAACACGGGUCCCUUUUAAGAUGUGAGGAUGAACUAGUGUGCGGUGCUAUGGCUGAAUGUGUUUUCUAUGUCAUGGACUGUUCUGGAAAGGGAUGCAGCUAAUAAAAGGGAGUGGAAGUUUAAAACGAAAGGACUGAAGCAAAAUGGACAAAUCACAAACGGCACUUCUGAAAACAAAUGAUUUGUUAUACCAGUCUUGCAAGCACCAAUCGUUCUGGUAACGGACAUUUUUCUUUCGUUCUGUAGCAUUUGCCUGGUUUAUUAGAUUAAGAACAUUGUAUUUAGACAGGAAAUGAUGUUUACUGUGAGAGAAGGUUUUGUGGUUAUGACGUGUUUACAUGUCUGUGGAGAAAAGCCAGGCAUCUACCAUCAUCCUGUUAUCCUUUUGACUAAACUUUCACUAAAACCAAGACAUUUUUGUAUUUGCAAAAAUCCAACACAUUUUGUUGCAACACUGAUUGAUUUUAAUGUUUGGCCUCUUUUUAAAAGUACAAAAAGAAGUAAUUUGCGUCCACAUUUAUUAAAUUGGUCUGAGAAACGUUAUGAACGUUUUUAACUAAAACUAUUGAAAUAAAGAAUUUGGCCACCCCCUUUA
Messenger RNA from Pangasianodon hypophthalmus (striped catfish), 2149 nucleotides. RefSeq names its product proline-rich nuclear receptor coactivator 1 (gene pnrc1). NCBI's taxonomy places the organism in Eukaryota, Metazoa, Chordata, Actinopteri, Siluriformes, Pangasiidae. Bases 309 to 1097 code for a protein of 262 amino acids. The transcript has 2 exons. Gene Ontology annotation, biological process: nuclear-transcribed mRNA catabolic process, nonsense-mediated decay. Gene Ontology annotation, cellular component: P-body; nucleus. The record is from RefSeq and is a predicted model, not a curated record.